Molecule: messenger RNA, 2871 nt
Organism: Balaenoptera ricei (Rice's whale)
Lineage: Eukaryota; Metazoa; Chordata; Mammalia; Artiodactyla; Balaenopteridae
Gene: EFCAB12
Product: EF-hand calcium binding domain 12
Molecular function (GO): calcium ion binding
Source: RefSeq, a predicted model, not a curated record
AUGGGGCUUGGAUCAUUCAGGGAACAGAGAGAACGCCAAGACGUCUGGACAGGAUGUAAUUAUUUUCAUCAUCACAGCAAGGCAACAAUAACGCCAGGCCUGGAACCCAGGUGCCCUGAUGCCCAGCCUGGUGCUGAAGCAUUUCUCCUUCCUGACUCCUCUGGUCCUCUUCCUGAAAGGAACUCACCUUUUAACCCUCUUCCAGGGUUCUACCAGUCUAAGUCCUUGGUUGACGAUGAAAACGCCAGCAAGGAGCCCGUGUUCAACCCCGAAGCGGUCAUCGCCCACUGCUUCAAGCAGUUCAAGCAGGAGGACUUCCACCUGCCUCAGAGCCCCCGGAGGAUCAUCAUCUUGCCUCGAAAGGAGGCUCUGAUGCCCAUCAAUCCCACCCCCCAACCCCAGGCUCCCCCCGAGCCCACCCCCAGCUCCAAAGCCCCGGAAGUUGGGGACAUCCAAGAACAGCCAAAGGACCCAAGGGCCUGGCUGACCCAGAGGCUGAAGGUUCGGCAUGACCUGGAGUCAUUUGGCAAUGUAGAGAGGUGGCUGCAGAACAAGUCCAGACUCACGCCUUCGGAGGCCAAGGUCCUACACGAGAGCCACAAGGAGCACGAGGCCCAGCUGAUGGGCCAGCUGGCCACUACCAGAGACACCAAGAAGAAAAGCCUGCGACCCCUCCACCGGCAAGUGCCCCAGCUACAACUGCCCGAACCCUCUGCCCUGUCGGCCUUGUACUCUUACCUGUGUAGCCACAAGAUCAAGAUCCAGGAGAUAUUUCACAAGGUGGAGCAGGGCAAGAACCAGAGGAUCUCCAGGGAGGAGUUCAUCACGGCUCUGAAGGCGGUUGGAGUCCCUCUGAAAAGCCAGGAGGUGGAGGACAUCGUGAUCUAUCUCAGCUCUCUGGGAAAGCAUGACAGCAUCACCGUGGAUAACCUGGCCAGCACCUACAAGCAGUGGUCUUUGGCUCAGCAGAAAAGCACCCUGGCAACUGCAACAGAGUACUACAGAUCUGCCAAGGACAGUGGUUCCCCACAGAGUCCAUCCAAGAAGCAGCAGGUGAAUUUAGCCCCAGAGCCUCUCAAGAUGGACCUGCUGACCGUGCCCGUGGUCGACACCGAGAUGGAGGCACGGCCCAUGACCCUGGAGGAGAUGGAGGAUGUGGGCAAGCGGUACCGCGAGAAGAAGCGGCAGAGCAAGCUCACCAUCCCCUCCAUCCAGUACACGGAGCAGUGCCGCCUGGUGCGCAGCGGGAACAAGCACUUCGAUGAGCACUGCCUCCCGUCCACCAUCCACGGGGAGAUGGAGGCGGUCAUCAACAGGUCGCGCACCCGCACCUUUCUGGUCUACCUGCAGUGCUGGAAGCUCUGCAAAUCCUACGGCCUCCCGCUGACCGAGGACGUCCUCGUGAGAGCCCUGAUGUACCCGGGGGACAAGAUCAUUUUGCAGAAGGACCAGGUGCGUCCAAUCCGGCAACCGGGAGGCUACUACUCAGACCUGAAGAUCUUCAGUCCGAACCUGGCCCUGCUCCGAUCCCAGGGCGUUUCCAAACCUGUGGCUCAGAAGCCUGACAAGAACAUGCUGAAGAAAAUCAAGAAAGUCAGCUUUAAGAAGUUUGAGGAAUUCACCAGGAAGCUGAAGGCGAAGAGGUCCAGUGGUCCGCAGCUAACCCAUCCCAAUUUCUUCUGGCCGGGUCACCUCCUGGACAAGCUACAGCUCUACCUGCCCACUGUGACCGUGGACCGGAGCCUGGCGCUCUUCAGUUGUGUCCAACACCGGUCCCAGGCCUACUCAGCCACCUACCAUCCCGACCACUGGUGGCCCAUUAAGGAUAUGAACUACAUGACCUAUUCCUAUUACGAUGCCCCCAAGAUCUACCACAUCAACUAGACUGGGCCAAGGGUCACCAAACCUAGCCAUCCUGGGCCGGGGGCCAGUGUAGCUAGCAGCCCAGAUCCAUAGACACAGGGAGGGUAUCAAAGAGCCAAACAAGAGAAGUCGUUUCAGUGGGAAGGCCCGGGCCAGCUCUCUCCAGACUCAAAGCGUGCAGUGUCUCAGAGGGUGGGUGUGUCCAGGGAAAGAUGUGGGUUUUGAGCAUUUCCCUCUCCUGACCUCUGUCCUUUUGAAAUAAACCACGUUGGGGUUUUUCUCAUGUCACCUGUGAUCCAGCUGAUGUGAUUUCCUGCUCAGGAGCUGUGGCCAGAGGGAUGUUGGCAAGCUGGGGUCCUGAGCCUGGGAAGAAAACACACAUUGCCUGGGGUUUUGACAGGGAUGCCUGCAUGGCACCUCCAGCCUCUCAUCCUGGAUCUCAGGGACCCCCAGGAAGCAGCAGGCAGUGUGGGUACCCCUGCGCCCUCCUCUUGAAAUGUGUCCCUCAUCCCCCAAAGAAUGAGCCAUUUGGAUCACUACUUCCAAAACUCUUGGGCCUUUCACAAGUACAAGCACACUGGUUCAUGAGCCCUUCCCCUGAUUCACCCACCUGACCCCACAUCAAGACCUUUUCCUUCACAACACACACCCUGUGGGCUGCUGUUAGCACAGUGCCUCCGUGCUCAGCAUCCCAGUUGACUUCCCCAGCCCACAGGGCAAGCAGGAUUCGUGAGGUGUGGUGCAGUCUCAACCCUACGGCUUGCCAGCUGUGUGAUCUUGGACAAGACAUUCCCUUCACAUUUCACGUUUCACGUCUCUGGGUCUCCUCAAACUCCCCUUAACAGUCAAAAUCUCACGAAGGAGCUGUCAACACCCGCUCCCUUCCCUUCUCACCCAUCACGAAGUCAACAACACCAUCCACUUCAGCUUCUGUCUCCAUCUGGCCCUGAAACUACUCUACCACAGAUCACUGAUGACAUGACAUCCCUAUUGUGUUCGGGCUCUGGA